CCAUAGUCAAGACACGGCAACAACAACAGCGGCACCUCCUCCGCCUGUGUUCCCAUUCCCCAACAAUACACUUUAAACCGAGCAAAGCCAGGUGCACGACCAAGUCCCUGCCAUCACUGGCGCCUCCAGUCUCAAUGGGAAAAAACCUUUUUUCUUCUUAUCCCUAAACAAGGACGAGAAUGUGAUUAAAAAGGGGGGAAAAUGCCAAGGAGGAAGCAGGAGCAACCCAAGCGCCUGCCUUCACAUGUGGACAGCAAUGAGGAGGGAGGGCCUGAUGGUGGUCCUGUGGAGGAGGAAAGCUGGUUUGGGAACGCCUCUGACACUCGUUCGGAGUCGUCAUCGUAUGGUGACGCUCAAGACGAGCUCCUCCUACCCCGAGGCUCCUCCCCUGAUGAGCGGCCUGGAGUCACCACAGGUUCUGGGGACCAUGAUACCUCUGGAGGCGAGAGUUCAUUGGGAUGCCCCACACCUGUCCACCGUGCCUCUCUGGAGCUCCUUGGACUGGAUGGAGGUGCAUUCUCGGCCCAGGACACACUCUCCUCAGUGGUAUCAUCGCUGUACGGUGAGGCAGCCUCUCGUGCCCUGGGGAAGCCUCUUAGUAGCAACUUACGGCGCCUCCUAGAGGCUGGGUCACUUAAACUUGAUGCUGGGGAUCUCCUGAGCCGGUCAUCAAGGGGAGGUGCUGGAGGAGAGUCUCCUCCUAUAGGUCUAGCCCCACCCCUGACCCUUUCCCCGUCUUCCCAUCAUGCCCAGCAGCUAAGUGCUCUUGCCCGAAAAUUGGCUAAUAACAACAACAGCAGCUCAGCCUCGGCAUCACCGGCCUCCUUGGCACCCUCAGUCACCAACAUCAAGCAAGAGCCCCUUGACCCCUUCUCCUCUGUCACCCCUAGCAACGGCAGUGGCUUCGUAUGGGUGGGUGUCGCAGACAAGUGGCCACCGGCCGGCUGCUCAGCACCCUGCGGCUCUAGCCUGUCUCCGGACUCUGCCAUCCAGAAGCUAAAAGCGGCAGCAAAUGCUGUACUUCAAGACAAGAAUGCAGUUGCCUCUUCCUCAUCAACAUCUUCUUCAUCCUCCUCCACCUCUGCCUCCUCCACAGUGUCCACUCUAGGGGGAGGUGGUCGAGGAGAAGAUGUGGUGCGCUUUGAUGCCUUCACCUCCCCGUUCAGCCCUCAGUCGGCAAGCUCCACCCUCGCAGCACUUUCAAAGAAAGUCAGCGAACGGAGUCAAGCCUCAUCGACAGCCAGUGCUUCUAAUGACCACCAGGCUCCAGCCAGUUCCUUCCUCUCACUUGUGUCAAUGACCUCCUCGGCAGCCUUGCUCAAAGAGGUGGCAGCCAGAGCAGCAGGUAACCUGAUAGCAGAGAAGAAGGAGGGAUCCCCCCUGGCCAGUGCUGGGGUCCUCCAGGAGGAUGUGAAGCCUCUUCUGGACAGGAACCAGAAGGCCCCCACGCCAUCUACACCCAACCAGGGUCUAGAGUUGUUGCUGCCCUCCACCCCAAAGGGCAGAGGCAAACCUAGCAGCCAAGCAGGCUCUCCUGAGGAUGGUGGCAAGCCGUUCCAGUGUCCUGUAUGCGGACUGGUCAUCAAACGCAAGAGCUACUGGAAGAGACACAUGGUGAUCCACACAGGCUUGAAAAGCCACCAGUGUCCCCUGUGUCCCUUCCGCUGUGCUCGCAAAGACAAUCUCAAGUCCCACAUGAAGGUCCAUCAGCACCAGGACCGGGGCGAAACGUUCCAGUGUGAACUUUGCCCUUUCACCUCCUCCCGCCACUUCAGCCUGAAGCUUCACAUGCGCUGCCACCAGCACUUCCCCCGCACAGACGUCAAGGUGAAAGAGGAGGCCACCACCGACACUGAGGGUGAGGGCUCCCUGAUGGGUGACAGCGGCCCUGCGGACCUGAGGGGGUCUGAAGUGUCCCCCUUGCACUCAGACGCUAGGCAGCAGACAUCCCCGCCAGUUGAGCCUUCCUCAAACCACGUUCACGUCAAGGAGGAGCCGCAAGAGAGGGACCUGGCAGUGCUCUCUCCCUUUACCAUGUGCAGGGAGCGCCCCAGCAGCAGUGCCAACUCUCUGGAGCUCUCUGGGGUUGGGGUAGGAGUGGGGGUUAGGUCCAGUCCGAGUGGUCCAACCACAGCCUCCCUCUUCAGCCCCGAUAUCACCACGAAGACAGCCACUGACCUGCUUAUGAAGCUGUCAGCGGCCAACCAGAGAGAGACACUGAAGUCCCCAUUCCACCUGAAGGAGGAGCCCAAGGCAGAAGAACCCCUAAGCCCCAGACCUGCCUCACAGUCCCAGAGUCAGGCCCAGCCAAGCUUCCCUACUGCUUUCUGCCAGGAUGGGCAAACAGGGGCUGCAGGAGCAGCAGAGCGCCCAGGGGCCCACAAACCAAGGGAGGGAAGCCCCAUGGCCAAGAACAGCUUGCUGAGCCAGGAUAUCAACGUUAAGGUGGCAUCUGAGCUGCUGAUUAAGCUUUCAGAGAACAACAAAGACGCCCAGUACCAGAAGGUGACCGUGAAGGCAGAGCCUAUGGAGGUGGACCCACUUCCCACAGAACUAGCCCCACCUGCCUCUCACCUGCUGGCCUUCAGCACUUUAGGGGCGAGUGAGAAGAGCGAGCCAAUGGCCAACCUGCCUGAGACGUUGGCCCGCCCCCAGAAAGACCUCUUCUCUCAGGACAUAUCAGUCAAAAUGGCCUCCGAACUCCUGUUCAAAUUGUCAGAAAAGGUCAGCAAAGCCAAUGACCACAAAGACAGUAACAUGGUUGGAAUAAACAGUCCGUUCCUGGAUGAGCGCUUCAGACAAUCACCCUUUAAUUCGCGCUCCAAGAGCUCUUCCCCUGCAGAGGCCAGCUCCUCUGCCAGGGCAGUCUUCCAUGACUCGGAAAAGGGUGGCGGGGAGCCGGGAAACGGGAUUGCCCAGUGGAGACUGAAUGAACAGCUCUACCCCUGUCCUGUCUGCGGCAAGGUGUUUGGUAGACAGCAGACCCUUUCCAGACAUCUGUCUCUACACACAGAGGAGAGGAAGUACAAGUGUCACCUGUGUCCUUAUGCAGCCAAGUGCAGGGCUAACCUCAAUCAGCACCUGACCAUCCAUUCUGUCAAGCUGGUCAACACAGACGCAGACCAGAUCGUCACUGCAGUUACCACCGACUCUGUGGAGCGCAAGAACUGCCCCUACUACUACAGCUGCCAUGUGUGUGGUUUCCAGACGGAGCUGAACGCCCAGUUCGUCAGCCACAUGUCGCUCCAUGUGGACAAGGAGCAGUGGAUGUUCUCACUCUGCUGCAGUGUCUGUGACUACGUCUGUGUGGAGGAGAGCGACAUGAAGAACCACGUCAGUACUGGACACGCAGGUCUGAACUCACGGAGUCCCCUAAGUGAGACAAAGAGCACCUCCUCCUCUCUCUCAGCUCUCAGCGAUUCACUCAACAGCUCCGAGAGUGGAGACCUCACCCACGGUAACGAAGAACUCAAGAGCCUGCUAGCCCCGUCCUCCUCUGCAGGCAGCCAAUCCAGCUCCGGAAGCCACUCGGGAUCAGGAACUGAGGAAAAGCCUGAUAAAGGCUUUGAGUGUGUCUUCUGCAACUUUGUGUGCAAGACGCGUAGCAUGUACGAGCGGCACCUGCAGAUCCACCUCAUCACACGCAUGUUUGAGUGCGACGUCUGCCACAAGUUCCUCAAGACGCCUGAGCAGCUGCUGGAGCACAAGAAGUGCCACACCGUCCCCUCCGGAGGGCUCAAGUGCCCUUUCUGCAUCUAUUCCACCAAUCGUCCAGCGGCCAUGGAGUGCCACCUGAAGACGCACUGUAAGAUGGAGUACCGCUGCCGCAUCUGCCAGGCACUGUGGCCCGACCAGGCGUCACUGGAGGCGCACAUGCGCGGCCACCGCCUGGGCAACCACUACAAGUGUGAGCAGUGCGGCUACCUGUCCAAGACGGCCAAUAAGCUGAUCGAGCAUAUGCGUGUGCACACCGGCGAGCGGCCCUUCCACUGUGACCGCUGCUCUUAUAGCUGCAAGCGCAAGGACAACCUCAACCUGCACAAGAAGCUGAAGCACGCGCCGCGCCAGACUUUCGGCUGCCAAGAGUGCCCUUUCACCACCACACACCCCUUUGUCUUCAGCCGCCACCUCAAGAAACACCAGGGUGGAGGGGCAGGGGGACUGGGUGGAGGCGGAGGAGGAGGAGGAGGAGGAGAAGAGGAGGAUGAAGAGGCCGGAGAGGAGGAGCUGCCACUAGAGGGCACGUCACCAAGGGGGUCGUUGACAAGGAAGAGCCAGGAGCCCUUCCUGUUGGGCGGAGGAGGUGGGGGGAGCAGCGGAGGGAGCGGCAGCAGCAGCCCCCUCAUGAGUCUAACAGCCUCCCAGGCCCUGCAGUCGGUCGCCUUGUCACUCACACUGGGCAAGUCUCAUCAACUGGAAGCCACGCCCCCUGCUGCUCAGCACUGCUUGGUGAGUGCUAACGGCGGCAACGCCACCAGAAGCCUCGGCGGUCUGAGCGGCGGCAGCCCCUCCCUCUUCUUCCCCUCCUCCCACCACAUCUACGAGCAGUACAGGAACUGUGAACGGGCACACCUGAUCCCCCUCACCACCCUGUUCACCCACAACAGCCGCUUCACAUUCCACUCGCACGCCCGAUCACCCCACUCCAGAUGCCGGCCCACCACGUCCCCUUUCCUCUUCUCCUCCAACUCCUUGUCCCCUUCUCACUCUCCUCCCUCACCCACCUCCCACAAACACUCCUUCCUGGCCUACCUGGGACUGAUGGAGAGGGCCAAGACUGUUUGACCUCACCCACUUCUUUUCCUCUUCUCCUCGCUCUUUCCCUCACUCCUCGGACAGUGGCGUGAAUGACACUAACCCACUGCAGUGGGAGCAACUUCUUUUCCAAUCAGACCAGCAGAAUAAGCUGGACCAGACACAGACUUACAGAAGAAAAAAAAACAUUUAUGAGAAAAAGGCUGUACGUGCUAAAAAUGCAUUUAUAUCAAAAAGCUGCUUUUCUUAUCAGUUCUAUCAAUUGAAUUAUUACUACUACUACUCUCUCUCUUAUCCUUUUUUUCUGUUUUUAAACUUCUGAAUGACCUGGACCCAGUUGCAUUAUCUGAGGAAAAUAACGUAUCUCAAUUUUAUAGAUAUUUUUCUUUAGUUGUUUGACAAGAUAAAAGUUGAAAAAGAAGAAACAAAACUUGCAAGUGCUACAUUUUAGUGCAUUUUUGUCUAUUGCUAUUAUGCAUCAAAAUAGCAUGCCUGUUUCUGUGUUUCAACUAGCUUUGACGUCAUUAGGAAGCUAAUUCGAAAUAUCCUGAAGUGUUAGCGGCGCAAUGUGGACAGAACCAAUGAAACGGGAUGCUUUUCUUUGAAAAAGGCACGUUUCCAAAGCAACGCCUCAAACCACGCACUUACUUAUUUAUCAAUCUUGUACAUAGUUUUGUAGCCCUCCCCCUUCCCACCACUUUGAGUUCUGUUGGUUUUGUAUAAUGGUGAAACCAUAUGCAUAGUUGCUGCCUGAUAUCACCUCUGUCUCAGAAUAGAUGUCGGCUGUCGUUAACAAAUGUCAUUUUAAAGACUAUUAGUCGGUGUGGAUGGCAUUUCCUCUUAUUCUCAAAUCUGCACUCAUCCUGAUUCUGUGUAUUUGGGAGGAACUGUCUUUUAUUAACUCUUGCAAAAAAGAAAAUUAGCUAUAAUAAUCUAAAUAAAGAAAAUACUCAGUCUGGCCUUUCAUACAACAGACAAGAAGCGUUAGACAUACAUUUAUCACUAAUUAUUCCAUUUGAGAUUAUUAUACUAAAAUGUAAGCAAUGUGUUUGCACUCCGAGGUGAGCGGCCAUUUGAAAUUCCACCACAACAUUCAUUCACUUAUUUCUGAGACCAGGUGAGUAUCAGGCUAGCACUGUAUGCAGAACUAUGUAUUGCGCACCUAUACUUAGAAGAGAUAUAUGAGAUAACAUGUUUUGUGGAGGUGACCAGCUCUGGGUUAGCUAUGUGCCCACAGCUCACAGUCACCACAGGCCGAUUCAAUGGUGCUUUUUGGAGCUUUUUGUAAUUUUUGUGUAAAAAAAAAAGAAAAAAAAACUGUUCCAAAAUGACUUGAAUGAAUGUAUUUUUGUUUAUGUACAUGAGAAAGUGAUACAGAAGUGUAACAGGGAGGUCUUCUGUGCUGGUAAAGAGAGAAAAACGGUGUGUUUGGUGGCCUUCUGUGUCUGUUUAUUUUUAUUUUAUUUUAGACUUUUUUAUUUUAGAUUUUUUUUUUUUUUUUUUUUUUUACUGAGCCUUUUACAUCAUAAUAAAAUAUUUUCUACUAACAUUCAUAGAGAACCCAUUGUGAGAAAAGCUCCUGUAGGUGCAAUGAAGAAGCAAGCCAUUCACUUGUACAGGAUUGUGUUCGAUGGCAUGGCUUCUGUUAGGCCGGCAGACAUGGUACUGCUUUCUAUUCCCCUCCUCUCAACCUUUUGAGUUUUAAUUGCACUUAAUAUAGUUACAUUUCAAGCCAAAAGCACUUAGAUCCUCUGUUUUCCUUUUUAAAAGUGCAAACUUAGAUCUAUCAAGUCAACGUAAUAUGAAAUAGUAGCUUGUUUGCUGGAAAUGAGUCAAUCAAACCCCAUAGUUCCGUGUGUAGGCAUUUCUGGUGGUGCAAGGGUCUGCCUCUGUGAAAUUGGAGAAAGUAAAUGAAUACAAAUUGCAUGAAUUAGACAGUAGAGGUCAAGCUCUUCCUGGGAGCUAAAGGUCCCAGGCUAAAUUGUUAUAGCCAAUUUUGCACAGUGCUGCACUUUUGAUUAUGAGAAUAUGUAUUUAUCCAUACAAGUCUAAAAUGCUCAAAAAGAAGUAUGUUUGCAAGAUAGGGCAGCAUAGUACAAGCAUUUUUUGUUUUGAAAAAGCUUUACCCGCGACUGACAGUGCUUGUGUUCCUAAGUGGUCUUCAAGCCAAAAUGGUUUCUUAUUUGUAAAGGGAUUGUUUUUAUUUUUCCUCAACUUUUAUAUUUUCCUCACCUGUUUGUGUCUGUUUUACUUAUUACAUUUUUCUUAUUUGUUGUUGGAUGUGUUUUUUUUUUUUAUUUUUCUACUUAAAUCAUGUCAGAAAUGUUGAUUGGACAGAGAACAUGCAUUGUCAAGACCAAAAUGUAACUUAAGGCAGGAUGUGAUGUUAGGAUUGAAUCCGUCAUGCCCUGCUCAGGAGUAAUGCCUAGAUUGUCUCCCCUACACUGGUGUUUGUUUGUUCCUUUUUGCUCUGUCAACGUCUGGCAUGCUGUCUCUGGAGCAAAAGGAGCAUCUCUCCAAACACACACACACACACACACACCCAGUGAACUGAGCUCCUUGUACUAUCUACGUUAUCUUUUAUACUCUAGUGCCACUUGGUGGAAGGAAACCACCUGAGACUUCUGAGAAUGAGUCAAACUAAUUGUCAGGGUCCAAACAAGAAGAUAAAAAGAAAUAGAAAAAAAAAAGAAUGUGUCCACUCUGAUACCUUUUCAACUGUCUGCCUUUUAAUACUGCAUAAUCAUUAUGUAAUCAAGAAUGGCUGCACUUCCUUAAUUCCCCUUUACUUCGAGUUCAGUGUUUGAAAAGGCAACAGGGCUCUAUCCUUUUGAAAACCAGUAUUUCUAAGCACUUAUUUCUGUGUUUAUUUUGCCUAAUUGUAAGCAGCACAGUGACUUUUAUUUUAUUUUUUAUUAUUAUUUUUUUUUUUACAUUAAAGCUUGACUUUCAGCACUUCAGAGUAUGCAUGACAUUGCCCUCUCUCUUUCUCUCUAAUUCCUAGCACUUGAUUGUUUUUAUUCUGAACUAACUCCCUUGGUUGCAUUUAGUUGUUAGCAUCACACUGCACAGUCUACAAUCAGCUUUAAGUUUGGCUGUAUUUUAUGAUUAGAAAAGGCUCAACUCUAUCUUUUAUCUUUUUUGGCACUCAGUAAAAAAAUUGGUAUGUGCUGUAUAAAGCUUUUUUUUAUUACUCCAUUGUUAAGGCUGUACAGGGUUGUGACGAUAACUGGUAAAUAGAUCAUUUGUACUUUUUUGGUUUUGUAUUUGUUUUCUUUGUUUGGCAUUAUUUUAUGUUCAACUUGCCAGAUCUAAAUGUAACAGGAUUUGAAAGUAAAGCUUACAUCAGAUAUUA
Myripristis murdjan (pinecone soldierfish) is the source of this 8110-nucleotide messenger RNA. It is a transcript of the gene znf827, whose product is annotated as zinc finger protein 827. Gene Ontology annotation, cellular component: nucleus. NCBI's taxonomy places the organism in Eukaryota, Metazoa, Chordata, Actinopteri, Holocentriformes, Holocentridae. Gene Ontology annotation, biological process: positive regulation of transcription by RNA polymerase II. The transcript has 14 exons. Bases 202 to 4785 code for a protein of 1527 amino acids. The record is from RefSeq and is a predicted model, not a curated record.